AUGAAUCAAGCCGUCUCUCCGCCCGCUUCUGCGAACACGGCGGCGCCCCAGCCCAAGCCUAUCCGUUUUGUCACAAACCACGAUGGUCCCUAUGCAAAGAGGCGCCGCAUCAACUCGGCCUGCCUGACAUGCCGCAAGAAGAAGACGCGCUGCUCUGGCGAGCGCCCCGUCUGCGGCACUUGCACCCAGAACAAGCACGAAUGCGCCGGCUACGGCGACGACAACAGCGCCACUGCCGAUGCCCCCAAAGAUGGCAAAAAGGCCCCCGCCCGAAAGCAAGAGUCGCCCAUCGACCCCCAGCUCACGCGACCGCCCUUGGCGCACAGGACCUCGCACACGUCCGACUCCAGCACCGUCAAUCCCUCGCCCAAGUUGGACAUCCCGACAGGCAGCUCGGGCAGCCUUUCCCUAAGCACCCGCAACAGGAUGCCGUACUUUAGGUACUUUGGCCCCACGGCCAUUGUGCCGGGCCUGAGGCAGAUGGUUGUCAAGGUACGCGGAAAGCAGCAUGGGAGUGCCCAGACUACAUCAGAUCCACACGCUGUUGAAUCCUCGCCUGCCCAGCCCUCUGUGGGUUCGCCACCCGUACAGGAAGCUCGCACCCCACUGGAAAUACCCGUCUACGAUGCUUCAGCCAUGUCACCGAGUCCGCUCAUCACUCGUCUCUGCAAAGUCUUCUUCGCUCACCUAGGCUGCUCAUUUCCGUUUUUGCAAAGAGAAAGAUUUAUGCGCGACCUGGAGGAGAAACAAGUAGACGCCAUCCUGGUAGAUGCUGUUUGCGCUCUGGCGGCACGCUUCUCGACCCAUCCCGUGUUGACAGGUCAAAGCGAUCACAAGGACGGCGAGAGUGAAACCCCCAAGCUCCAACCCCCAGAAUAUGGCCAGGCAUUCGCCCAGCGAGCAAAAUCGGCUAUCCCAGAUGCCUUUCCAUGCCCUAGUGUGGCCGUAGUACAGGCUGCGCUCCUCCUGGCCUACGACGAGUUUGGUGCAAGUCGCGAUAGCGGCUUGUGGAUGUAUCUCGGAAUUGCGAUCCGCAUGGCUCAAGACUUGGGUAUGCAGUCUGUAGGUGGUCUCAAGUACGAAGGGCGCCAUGGCCCAACGCCGAGCACCGUCAAGAGCGAUCCAGAAGGGACACGGCCGUCAUAUCAGCCUGCGCCACAAGACAAUGAAGAAAGAAGCGCCGAGGAGCAGGAGCAGCGAGCGGCGGAGCGCGAGCGAUUGGACACAUUCUGGUCCAUCUUCUUCCUGGACAGAGUCAUCUCUUCCGGAACCGGGCGCCCCGUCACUCUCCGCGACCGUGACAUUGAGAUCAGUUUUCCUUCUCUGGACGAGGUCGAUUCUUCUGGAUGGCCGCUACCCUAUCCUGCUUUGAUCCGAGUCAUUCAUCUUUACGGACGUGUUACCGACUUGCUCAACCGUAUCAGAAGCGCUACAGACGUCACACCCGAGCUACUGAAGCAACUGGGGGCGUGGGAAGAUCGGUUGACAAGCAUCUACCAGAACCUCUCACCUAAGCUCCACUUCAAUGCCGUCAACUUCCAGCAAUACGUCAAGCUGAAUCAGGGAACCAAUUUCUUGCUACUCCACUGCUGGUUCCACACGCUCAUUGUUCUCCUGCACCAGCCGACUCUUUUGAGAACGUUUGAGGGCGCCCCGCAAGCCCACUCAAAUCACAGCAGGGAACUUUCAAUGUCUUCUGCAAAGACCGUUGCCGAUAUACUAGCCUUUACAGAGCUUAUAGACGUCAAAACUGGCAUGGGUAACCCGUUUACUAGUCAACCCAUCUACAUCGCUGCAUGUGCCUUCCUCAAGGAGACAGCCAUUCACUCUGCAUCAUCGCAGCCUCAUUCUCGCCCGGCAAGCCCUGGUCGGAAUGGCGACAACAGCCAAAAACCUCCCAUCAACCACUCGCUUGACCGCCUUGACACAGCCAAUAACAUCAAUGACCGAGAACAAAAACAAACGGCCGCCAAGCAUACAUUACUCGCCUCCGCUGCCAAUCAAAACUAUCAACGUUGUUAUCGUGCUCUGAAGGCCCUCGAGACGUACUGGGCAGGAGUCAAGUACAUAAUGACUGUGCUGGAUCAGAAGGCAAAGGGAGUCUGCGACCCGUUGCUUUACACUGCAGAAGAGAUGGAAAGCGCCUUGGAAGCCCCUCGACCGGAGCCAUCUUUUACAAGUCCUGGGUGGAGGAGGAAACUUAGCUGGGGCACAUAUCUAACUGCACAAACUCCAGACACAGAUGUUGCAAAGAUGGCAGCUGCAAUUAGGAAAGGAGGGCGAUCCCCGAACAUACCUGGGUCACCAAUGAUACAUCCCAGUCAAGCUAUAGGAUGGUCGCUCACUGGAACUAUGAACUCGCCUUCGACGAAUGUCGCGGUAAUGUAUACCUCGGAGAACGGCGAGGGUCGAACUGCGAAGCCACCACCUCACAACCCUCCCCCAGCCAGUACGCAGCCUUCCAUUGCAGCUAUGACAUCGGACCCGCCUAUAAAGUUCGAGCCGCAGCAGUCCAUGCAAUCGCCAUCUGGCUUUUCACGUUUCAGCUCAGCAUCGAUGCCUCCACCGCCACAAAACCAAGCAUUCAGCACCACCACCAUCUCCAACCCCGACCCCGUAAUGGUUUCGGAUGCCGACCUACUGUUGAACCUGCACUCCGCGUUUUCCGGAGGCUCGCCCGCAGCCGUGCGAACACCCCUGCAAAACCAAGCGCCCUACCCCCGCGGCUCCUCCCACAUGCAGCCGCACCCCCAAAACGACUUCUCGCCCACCUUUACCACGUUCAACGCCCCUUCGGACCACGCAUUUGGCGACAUGGUCAUCGACGCCCAGGACGUUGACAUGUCGCUGCUCGGCGCCGACAUGGUCCCCUGGGACAUUGAGUACCUUCCCCACGACAUGCUUUCGUUUGGCGACGCCACGUUUGGAAACCCCACUUUUGGCGGCCAUGAUGGCUCGGGGAAUCACUCUGCGGAAUGAGAAGAAAUCUUUCCAUAAAAUACGGUGCGGGUUGCAUACAAUAUAUGGGGCUAUCUUUUUUCUUUUCUUUUCUGGGGGUUACGUCGGAGAGGACACACGCAUGCAAACUCUGUCGGUUUACAUGUGGCAUGAUUAAAACAAACGGUGGGAUUUUACGUGGACCGGGGGUGGUAUUGUGUGUAUAAAGACCUGGGCAAAUCGGGUUGGUUCGGUUUUAGUUCGGUUUGGUUUUGACGAGGCAUAGGAUGGGAGUUUUUUUUUUACAUAAAGAUACCAUGUUUAUAUUCUUAC
Molecule: messenger RNA, 3270 nt
Organism: Exserohilum turcica Et28A
Lineage: Eukaryota; Fungi; Ascomycota; Dothideomycetes; Pleosporales; Pleosporaceae
Exons: 5
Coding region: 1-2979 (992 amino acids)
Biological process (GO): regulation of DNA-templated transcription; DNA-templated transcription
Molecular function (GO): zinc ion binding; DNA-binding transcription factor activity, RNA polymerase II-specific; DNA binding
Source: RefSeq, a predicted model, not a curated record